CUACCAUUGACAUUGCUAUACAAACUAAAUUAUUUGAUAUUUUAGUUUCUCAAAAAAAAACUAAGACCUAAAUGGUUUCGUAUUUGAGUUGUUAAAAAAUAAUACGUCGUAUAAUGUCAGUCGAAGAAGAAAUAGAACUGAAAGAUUUAAUUGCUCAAACUCUUAAGGAAAAUGGAACAUUGGCUAAAAUUAAGGCUCAAUUACGUGCCAGUGUUUUCCUUGCGCUAGAUGAAGAUGAAGAAUUAAGCAAACAAAAGCCUUUUCUAAACAACAAAAUUAAGAGUUUCCUAGAAAGCGACGAGGGCAAAGCCAUGUUCUACAUCGUUCACGAAUUUCUACAGUAUUUCAAUUUAUAUUUCACGCUAGCUGUCUACGAACCCGAGUCCUACAUCGAUUGCAAUUAUCAGCCGGAAGAAAAGCAAAGACUGCUGCAACAGUUGGGUUUGGCAGGCGAUGUUGAAAAUGGCAACGAAGAACCUCUAUUGUACCAAUUGCUCAAACUUGCUCAAACAUCUAAAAAGAAUUUACAAGUCAAAAUUGACAUUAAUGGAAGUUUACAACACCAAGAAAUCGAUUCUCAUCUAAUCUGCGAUGAAUCUGAAAUAAGUUCAUUAAAGGAAGAUAUUUUGGACAUUACCGAAGAUAGAGUGAAAAAGUUGAAAGUCAAUAAUGGAUUGGUUGAAAAACAAUUAAACACUACCUUUGAUGUUCACAGCCCAUUUUGUUUGAAAGACAACCCCAAGGAUAGCAUUUGUAAUAAUAGUCAUUGCGCUCAAGUUUUAGAUUCUUCCAACGAUCCGGAUACAGGGAAAAGUAUUAAUGAUACAUUUGAUGACGCCAGUUCCUUACUAGAUGAUUUAGAUUUGGUCAAUCAAAAUAUUAAAGUUCCUGAUGUUAAGAGAAACGGUAUAGAACCCGUUGAUGCGAUUAAGGAGAAGAAUAGCGACAAAUCAAAAUCAACUUCAUUAAAAUCAAAAACUAAUUUCAAUUCUGAUCUCCCCCCUAUAAGUAAGAGAGUUAACGACAUAUUGCCGUCCUUGUAUAAUAAAAAAGAUAAGUCAAAUAAUCGGGAAAUAGACAAAUUUUUCGAUACAGAUGUCGAGUAUGAAGAAGAUUUUGACAUGUCUUCAAAAUCUGAACAGUGUAAUCUCAGUUUAUUAGAAGAGUUAGAGCAAUCGAACAAAAGUAAUAAUGAAAAGACUGCUUUAGGUAAGAAAGAGGAAAAACCUAAAAGUUCUCCUAGAAUUCUUGCCUGUACCAAACAACUCAUAAAUUCGCAAAAAAACAAAAAAUCAAAUGAUUCUCUUGAAAUUAAUGGAGGUGAAAAUAUAGAAAAUGCGUCUGAGUCCUUCUAGAUGUUAUAUUGAGAGACGUGUUGUUUGGUAACAAAAAUUGUCAUUUUCAUUAGAAUUGCAAGGUUUUAAAGUAAAUUAUUUGUAGCCUAUUUUUUUUUAUUUUUUCUUGUUGCCAUAUUGGUAAUUUAUAAUUUAACAGUCAAUUUACAAUGCUUAAAUUUCUCCUUUUACCUCUGAUUGGCCUUUAAGUUUAUCCUGGAAUUUUCUCACAGUUUUGAAAAUGUUUAUAAAAAACGUUGUGUAAAAAAAAGUAAUUUUAUCCACUUUUUUAAAAACUAAGAAUUAUUGUUAUUGUGGAUUAUAAACUGUUGAGCACAUUUUGUAAACGUUGCGUAUUUUGUAACAAAAAUUAACUUAACUCUAAAAAGUGUUUUCGUUAUUAUGAAUUGUGUAUUAUUAAACAAGUUGCCAUAUAAAAGAGUUGUGGUUUUAGGCCUAAAUGUGCAGUUUUCGAAAGGCUAUCGGGCAUUAUUAAAUUUAUACGUCAAUAAAAAAAUACUCUCACUGCGAUCAAAAAAAUGGAAAAAAUAUUUUCAGUAACUAAUUCAAAACAGAAACAGUUGAUGAAUAUUACAAAGAGAUCGUUGGUUAUUGUUUCUAGAAGUAUGUAUUGCUUUACAUUCCUCAUACUGAGAAUAAGUUAAUUUAUUUUUAGUUUUUAGACAAUACAUUUUGUACUUACGUUGUGUAAAAAUAUUAAAAAGUUGUGCCUUAUGAAGUUGUGAUUUUCCUAAAAAUAUUUCAAUAAAUCAUAAACUUUU
Messenger RNA from Phyllotreta striolata, 2116 nucleotides. The record is from the annotation of a GenBank genome assembly. NCBI's taxonomy places the organism in Eukaryota, Metazoa, Arthropoda, Insecta, Coleoptera, Chrysomelidae.